This is a messenger RNA of Phascolarctos cinereus (koala), 3667 nucleotides long. It is a transcript of the gene HAGHL, whose product is annotated as hydroxyacylglutathione hydrolase like. Gene Ontology annotation, molecular function: hydroxyacylglutathione hydrolase activity. The record is from RefSeq and is a predicted model, not a curated record. Lineage: Eukaryota; Metazoa; Chordata; Mammalia; Diprotodontia; Phascolarctidae.
CGUUGGCGGCGUGCGCUCCUGGUGGGCGGGGUUGCUUCCGGGGCCAGUGACAGCCAAGGCCGGCCCCGGACUAGCCCCUGGUGUAGCCUUCGGGCUCCGCCCCCCGCUCCGCUCCUCGAGCUCGCUUCCCCCACCCCUCGCCGUUCUCGCUGUUUGGACAGGUCAGGCCAGGCUCAACCACUGAAAUUGAGGCCCAGAGAGAAGUGACUGCAAAUGAGUACGCCUUUGCCUAGACCCUCGUAUGACAGCUGCAUUUGACUGGCACAAAUUCCCCAAGUGACUGAAAAUUGCUCUUCAUCUACUCCUUUAAGCCUGGGCACGACCCUUAGAGCCUGAAACUGAAUGGACCAUGAAGGUCAAGGUUAUUUCAGUCUUGGAAGACAACUACAUGUAUUUGGUCAUUGAAGAGAAUACCAGAGAAGCCAUUGCAGUAGAUGCAACAGUUCCCAAAAGGUUGCUGGAAAUUGUUAAGAAGGAGGAAGUGAAGUUGACAACCAUCCUGACCACUCAUCAUCACUGGGAUCAUUCCAGGGGCAAUGAGGAGCUGGUGCAGCUGUGUCCAGGGCUCCGGGUGUAUGGUGCUGAUGAGCGCAUUGGUGCCUUGACACACAAGUUGACUCACAACCAGGAGCUCAAGUUUGGAGCCAUCUGUGUGCGGUGCUUGCUCACACCUGGCCACACCUUGGGCCACAUGUGUUACUUCAUGUGGGAAGACAACUGUCCAGAUGCUCCAGCUGUGUUCUCAGGUACCUGGAGGUGCUUCUUUGUGUUGCAUACGCCUAGGAGCCAGGGCGAUGCCUUGUUCAUCGGUGGUUGUGGUCGACUCCUGGAGGGGACAGCAGAACAAAUGUACCGGAGCCUCAAUGAAACACUGGGGACUCUGCCCAAGGAAACUAAAGUGUUCUGUGGGCAUGAGCACACUGUGAGGAAUCUCAAGUUUGCUUUGAAAGUGGAGCCUGAUAAUGAAACUGUGAAAACAAAGUUGGCUUGGGCCAAAGCUAGAGAUGAUGACGACAUACCCACAGUGCCUUCGACCCUAGGAGAGGAGUUUCACUAUAACCCCUUCCUGAGAGUAGUGAACUGAGAUUCAUUAGUAAAUGCUUCAGUGUGUUCAGCAUCACGUCCUGCUGGUCUCCACCAGGAGAACUACCAGGAGUAACCUCAUCAGGGAACCAAAGCAGACUCAACCAUGAUCAUGCCAGUAGCCAUGGUUCUGACACCGGUAGCCCAAUACCUCAACCAAACUGAAGAGCCCUGUUCUCUUUUUCCAUGUGUGAAAAUAAUCCCAAGCAGAAGCAGGCAUUGGGCUGUUUGUAUUUGUGCUACAGCUGUCCUAGAAGAUGUGUCUCAAGGCUUAAGAAAGUUAAAAGGCCAAAGUAAAAGGAAAAUGGUCACUGCCUUAAGGUAAAAUCAAGUCAGUUCCUCUGAGUAACUUUACCUGAGUGGCCUUAUACUGCUAAAGAUUUGAAGCCAGGAAGUGGACACUCUGGGAUCUCCUUAGAGUAAAAGAGAUGACCAAUGUGGAAGUCACAAUUGUGUCACAAGUACUCCAUUAUCCACAGUGCUGCCUCUGGCCCAGGAGAUCUUUGGCUGAGCUCAGUGAUAGCUACACUUGGAACAGGAUGUGUGUCAAUACCUGCACGUUUUCCUGGGCUCUAAAGUCAAAUACAACUGAUAUGCCUGGCACUUACUGUGGUUAGAGCUUAAGAAAUGCUUGCUGGUUGACUGAUUUGGGGGUUAUUUGUAGUUUAAUAUUAACUGUGACUUCAGUGGAUCUGUGUUCUCAUGUGGAUGCUCAAUGCAGUGGUGGAGAUUACAGCCCAUUUGUGCCUGCUCAUCCUGGGGACACCCUUAUCCAUGUGAUCCCCUAAAUCCACAGUGUAAUCCCUGGAUCCAUCCACUCUGGUGGAGGCCUUCCUUUAGGUUUUCUGACAUUGCGUGGAUACCAAUGGAGCUGGCUCCACUGGAUAGGCUGUUCAUCCCUUGCUCUUUCUUAGUGACUGGUCAAUCUUUUUCUCUCCAAUAACAUCUUUUAUGCUACUUCUCCCAAACAAUUCUUCAUUUUAAAUGAACUGUAUCCUAUGUAUGUUCACCAUAUGCCUCCCCAUUGUCCUUUGGGUGACCCUCAACUUUAAUUCUUUGGAGGUAUUGUAUUUCACAACUCGCAGCCAUACAGCAUCACCUGAAGAAUAUUAAUGUUAAAAGGAUGAGCCUCUGUUUCAGUUUGGCGUCAUAAGGAGCACUGAGCAACUAAUUUCUUAAAAGCAAAGCAACUCUUCCUUUUUCCUCCUGGAGUAAGCGGUCUUUCUGCAGUAUCUGUUCAAGGCAUAUGUAUUGACCAGCUUUAUCUGCAAAUCAAAGUCUGAACAACAGACGUUCUUUACCUACUUGUAUUCUUCUGUGUGAUUAGGUGGAAUGCUUUUGAAUGAUCGUGGAUCUCAUUUAAAAGGCUGUGUAAUAUAUGGGGCUUCAUGAAAAUGCACAAUGUUACCUAUAGACAGACAUAGCUGGAGGACCUCACCAUCUGUAGGGAAUUCUCAUUUGGACUCUCAACUAGAAUCCUUAAAUGACAGCAUCAAAUAUAGUUGGCAGGCAUAUCAUUCUAUUUUAUGUUUUGCUUGAUAUUUAUAAGGGUUGAACAAAGUUAUCUUUGUUGUUACAUCUGUCAGGCAAUCUUAUAUGAUUUUGAUAUAAAUGGAAUAUACCUUACUGGAGGAAAAUCUUCAAGGUAGUGUAUUGCUCUACCAAGUCAAUUUUUUUUAUAGUCAACAAUAAGUACAGUGAGAUCUUGUAUUCUCUCAACUUUCGCUCAACUCUAUAAAUAUAACUAUGUGGCUUCUUGCACAAUAUUGUGAAAGCUUGCUGAUUCCCCCCAAAAAACCUUCAUCAAGUAUGCCCUCAAUGCAUAUGUAGGUUAUUCUCACAAAAAUUUUAUUGACAUGGCAAUAUAAAGUCAGCAUAUGGAUUGGUAGUUAUUGAUAAUCUUUUGGUUGCCCUUUAAAAAAAUAUAACAAGGAGUAAGAUUUUUUUUCCCCAAGAGUUUGUUAUUUUUCCCCUUUUCAUAAUUUGAGAAUCAACCCUAAUGUCCUCAAAAUUGCCUCACUUUCACCAUGGACCUCCUCUGUACAUACUUGGUCCAAUCCAAGAGCUCUUAGUAUUUUAAAAUUUCAGUCUAACAUGUCAGUAGUCUGACUAUAUCAGAGCGACUAAUAUAACUAAACUGACUCAUCAUGGAUAGCUGAUUUAGGAAAAACCUCCACACGACUACUGAGUUGUUUCUUAUACAUCAAGGCAAAACUGGUUUCAUAUUUUUUAUAAUGUGAUUUGGUGCUCACCACAUCUAGUGUCUUCUUAGUCCAUUCAUUAAGACAGCAUCCAUGAUAUAGAUGUGAGGCUUCUGUGUGGUCUCUGACCUUUUAUUUCUACUCCUGAUCUAUAUUUUCCAAUAUGUUUUCUGCCAUCCUCACCUAUGCUCAUCUUUGCACUGAAAUCAUCAAGAAUCAACUAUAUAGGGAUCUAGUCCUAAUUUUGCCACUAGCUAUGUGACAUUUAGUAAUCAAGUUAAUACAGAUUUAACUUGAAGUCUUAUCAUCAAAUUCUUUAUAGAAUUUCUCUACCUCGGGGCAGCUAGGUGGCACAAUGGAUAGAGCACCAGCCCUGGAUUCAA